GAAGAAGCCCCUACCUUGAAGAGACCUGCUGCGCGUCAGCCUAAAGCCAAAGCAAAGGCAGCCGCUGAGAAGGCCGAACCUGCGGCCGAAGCAGAACCCGAGGAGCCUCAGGGCGACGAAGCCCCAGAGGACAUGGAGGUGGAGGAGGAAGCUGAAGAGCCGGUUCUCAAGAAGCCAGCUGCAAAAUCUGCUGCAAAGGCCGCCCCAAAGGGAAAGGCCAAAGCAAAGGCCGCUGCAAAGGCUGUGGAAGAGCCUGAGCAGCCAGAGGAGGAAGAGCCCGAAGAGGGUGAAGAUGCUGCCGAAGAGGUUGGCGAUGAUGAAGAAAUGGAGGAGACAUCCAUGAAAAGACCUGCUAGUGCGGCACCGAAGCCAGCAGCUGAGGAGCCCGAGAAGGCUGCUGGCAAAGCGAAGGCAAAGGGCAAGGCCAAAGCAAAAGCCAAGGCCAAGGUGGCACCGCCUGAGGAAGAGGAAGAAGAAGAAGAACCUGCAGAGGAAAUGGAGGAAGAAGCUGAAGAGGAGGAGGAAGCGGAAGACGUGGUGAUGAAGAAGCCAGCUGCAAAGGCUGCGCCAAAGGCGACGGCUAAGGCGGCAGGCAAGGCAAAAGCCAAAGCAAAGGCAGUCGCGAAGGCCAAAGAGGAGGAAGAAGAGGAAGAGCAAGACGCUGAAGAAGAAGAGGAGGAUGAUGAAGAGGAGGAAGAAGAGGAAGAUGAGGAGGAGGAGGAAGAAGAAGCCGAAGAAGAGGAUGAGGAGAUGGCCGAAGAAGAGGAAGAGCCUGUGGUCAUGAAGAAGCCCGCUGCCAGAGCGAAGGCCGCGCCAAAGUCUGCGAAGGCUACACCCAAGGCAUCCCCGAAGAAGGCCGCCACCAAGAAGGCCGCAGUGAAGCCUCACGCCAAGCCGAAGGCCAAGGCGAAGGUUUUGAAGAAGCCUGCCACCAAGCGCUGA
Messenger RNA from Symbiodinium pilosum, 942 nucleotides. The record is from the annotation of a GenBank genome assembly. NCBI's taxonomy places the organism in Eukaryota, Dinophyceae, Suessiales, Symbiodiniaceae.